Molecule: messenger RNA, 2038 nt
Organism: Phialemonium atrogriseum
Lineage: Eukaryota; Fungi; Ascomycota; Sordariomycetes; Cephalothecales; Cephalothecaceae
Exons: 5
Coding region: 136-1977 (613 amino acids)
Source: RefSeq, a predicted model, not a curated record
UCCUUCGAAGGAACAGCUCUCCUCCCACAAUUUACAUUCCCUUCCAGCCUCGUUUCCUUCUCCGGUCGAUGAUCACGCCUCCCAGCAACAACCUCCGUCAGCAGCCUGUCAGUCAUUACUAGCUAGCUCGUAACCAUGGGCUCGGAAUUUGGCAUCACCGCCGAUACCAAGGCGGAACUGAGGCUCAAUGGAGUCGGCAUCUUCUGGAUGACCUUUGGGUGCGUCUGGACCUGCCUCAUCAUCGGUGGAAUGGCAUUCCUCUACGGCAAUCGCCACACGCCGCUCUUGAGGAUCCGUGGCCUGCAUUUGUCGAUGGUGGCCGUCACCCUGCUGCACCUGUACUGGUUCAUCAUCCAGUUCCUCUACACAAUUGGCCCCUUGAUGCCCGAGGAGGUCGAGUUCUGGUGUAUGAGCACAUACCUUCCUUUUGGAAUCGGUCUGUUCCAGGCUUCGAACUGCCAGUUUCUCUAUGUUGCGAAGGCACAGAAAAGGUUUCUGGGAACCGGGGGCGUCGCUGCUGCCCGGCCCAAGAAAGAUGCUGCCACGCGCAAGUCAGUAUUGGACCGUUUCAGACGGCUUGACUAUCCGACAAAGAUGACUAUCUGCGUCUUCGCCGGGCUGGGAUUCCAGCUUUUCCUGACCAUCUUCAUGUACCUCAUCUCCCGCAAAUUCCACUCCGGCUGGGGCAUCCCGGGCACCGAAGUCCACGGCACUCCCAUGGAACAGAAAGUACAGCAGGGUAGGGGCUGGGAAUGGUGGCCAUCAAUCUUCUGGCAGUGCUUCUGGGCGUGGAUCAUUGCCCCCAUUAUUCUCUGGCAAUCCCGCGGAAUCCACGACACCCUGGGAUGGCGAGCUCAGACUAUUGGAUGUUGUCUUGCUGGACUCCACGCGACUCCGAUGUGGCUCAUUGCCAUUUACGUGCCGGGAAUGGCCCCCGUAAACAGCUAUUUCCUUCCUCCUCAGUGGAUUUGCCUUUCGAUUAUGAUGCUCGAGAUCUUCACCAUCUUCAUUCCGUGCUGGCAGGUCAUGAGACAUCGGUCCCUGCGACAAGAAACCCUGGAGUCAAUCGCCGCCUGGGAGUCCAAGAACAAGAGCGUCGGCCAACAUGCAGAUUCCUUAUUCACGGGAACCACAAAGAUCUCGAAGGCGAGGUCAGAUUGGAAGUCGCUGUCCAGCGUCGAGAGGUCCGGCUCGUCCCAGGGUUCGCAGUAUGGCGGCAUCUUCACCAUGGACGCCCUCGAGUCCGUCCUCGAGCGGAACCCCGGCCCGCUGCGGGAGUUCUCGGCACUGAGGGAUUUCUCCGGAGAGAACAUUGCCUUCCUGACGAGCGUCGCAAAGUGGAAGUCGUCGCUGCACCCGUCGACCAGAGGUGGUUCUUCCGAGACGGCGGCGGCGAAGGAGGCCAAGACAGCUGGCACGCACGACCAGACGCGCCGCGAGCAGUUCAACGGCGCCCUGCGCAUCUACGUCGACUUCAUCAGCCCGCGCGACGCCGAGUUCUCCAUCAACAUCGCCUCGAACGACCUCAAGAGCCUCGAGGCCGUCUUUGAGAAGCCAGCCCGCAUCAUGUACGGCGACAAGGGCGCCGUCAACCCGGUCACGCCGUUCGACGGGUUCGACUUCUCCUCCCCCCCGCCGUCGUCCUCGGCCGCGGACGCCAAGUCUCUGGCGUCGUCGUCGUCCCAGGGCUCCUCCGAGAAGCCACCCAGCAUCGCAGAGGAGAUCGGCGACAAGGUCCAGUACUGCGGCGACAUCCCCGACGAGUUCAACGGGUCCGUUUUCGACGACGCCGAGAGGAGCAUCAAGUACCUGGUCCUGACCAACACGUGGCCCAAGUUCGUCAAGGAGAGGCGCUACUCGCUGGACUCGGUCGACUCCCAGUUCACCCUGGAGUCGCAAACCUCGAGCAAGACGCUCUCGAGGGCGGUGAGAUAUCUGAGCUCGGUGAAAAGCACCUUGUCUUUUAGGUCGGGAUGAGUAGUAUAAUCAAUCAUCAAUCAUAGUCAAAUUGUAAUCAUCUUCCUCCCACGUUCCGCUC